GCAACUGACACCUAUUAAAAAUCACUUCUCCCCUUUCAUUCGAAGGCGCAGACAACGAGAGAGAUCGAGAGAGAGAUAUCGAGAGAGAGAGAGAGAUGGAGGCAAGUGAAGGGCACAUCACGACACCACCACCACCACCACCAGCUCCCUACACACUCCCACCCUCAAGCUAUGCUAGUGAAGACAUAAUCUUUUGUAUUGACACAGACAGUGAGUGUCUCAAAGAAAUGAAAGUCGGCGGUCCUGCGGGUCCCUUCACAAGAUUGGACACAAUGAAGCAGUCGAUUCUCAUGUUCAUCAAUGCCAAGCUCGCUAUUAACUCUGAUCACCGCUUUGCUUUUUGUGCUAUUGGGAAAAACACUUACUGGCUACAGAAAGAUUUUAGCAGCAGGUCCGAUUUUGCAUUCAUAGCAUUCACUAAGAUCACAGAGCUUUCCUCGUCAGACCAAGCUGAUCUCACCCAGCUAUUCAGGGCGGCUGCACACGAAGCGAAAAAAUCUCGUGCGCAAAAUCGCAUCCUCAGGCUGGUUCUGCUGUACUGUAGAUCUUCAGUAACUCCAUACCAUCGAUGGCCUGUAACUGAGAAACUAUUUACUCUAGAUGUGAUGUACCUCCAUGACAAGCCUGGACCUGAAAACUGUCCUCAAAAGGUGUAUGAUGCUCUGGUGGACACCCUUGAACAAGUCAGUGAAUACGAGGGCUACAUCUUUGAAACUGGGCAAGGGCUGCCGCGUAUAAUCUUUCGCCACAUGUGCGUGCUUUUAUCCCACCCCCAGCAGCGUUGCGUGCAAGAUGAUAUCGACAUACCCAAGUCUCUCACUAGAAAGCCACCAGCCUCUGAGACAACCACAGGCAGUGAAGUUCAAGGCUCAAGCCAGUAAGUAAGCAUGUAUAAUGUAACUGUUCAGCACACCCCUUCCCCGACAUGGUACUUUGUACUCUGUAAUGUGUGUGCGGAAGUGUAACUUUUUAGACUAAACCUUUUUUUUUUCUUGCAAAACUGUGAAGCUUAAAGCUUUCUAAAAGCUUCAAAGCUUUUCAGUGGACACCUAAAAGACUUGUAGUUUCAUAAAGAUGCGCGUGGUGUGUUAUGGUUUACAUGAUCAGCGCUACAAGAGCUGCAUGUUGUCGGAUAAUUUGCGAGAUGCAGAACUUCAAAACUGCUUUAGUUCA
Messenger RNA from Daucus carota subsp. sativus, 1173 nucleotides. RefSeq lists its product as uncharacterized. Gene Ontology annotation, cellular component: BRISC complex; BRCA1-A complex. Lineage: Eukaryota; Viridiplantae; Streptophyta; Magnoliopsida; Apiales; Apiaceae. The transcript is spliced from 3 exons. The record is from RefSeq and is a predicted model, not a curated record. Gene Ontology annotation, biological process: positive regulation of DNA repair. The coding region runs from base 96 to 881 and encodes 261 amino acids.